AAUAACAAUAUUAUCUCCUCGAACAGGAGAACACACGGCGCCUCCCGCCAUGACUACAAUCUCUAUUCUCUCCUCUCUCUCACACCGCACUUUCACCUCAUACAAUGACAAAUCCUCUUCAUUUUUUCUAUUAAAACCUUUUCUCCAGUUCCAACCUCUCCAAUUCCUCCGCACUACAAAUUACUCUCAAUUCAAAACUUCAUACAAAUUCCCCAAGUCAAGUUUUCCAAUCGAAUCACAAUCUCAACUCUCCGAAGAAGAAAAUGAAGCCGAAAGUGAUGUGGAUGAGGAUGAUGACGUGGUGGCAGAAGAGUACGACGUCGUUUCUGGUGAAUUAGGUGAAGAGAGUGAAGAGGAAGAAGAAGAAGAAGAAGAAUACGAGGAAGUGGUGGUGGAGAACAACUAUGUUAAUGAGAAUAAUGAUAAUAAGUCGAGAUUUGAGGAAUUCAAGUGGCAGAGGGUUGAGAGGCUACGAAAUGAAGUGCGAGAGUUUGGUGAGGAAAUCAUUGAUGUUGAGGAGCUGUCGUCUAUUUACAAUUUCAGAAUUGAUAAAUUUCAGCGAUCAGCAAUUCAAGCAUUCUUGAGAGGUUCCUCAGUUGUAGUUUCUGCACCAACAAGCAGUGGGAAAACUUUGAUUGCUGAAGCUGCUGCAGUUGCCACUGUAGCCAAGGGAAGGAGAUUGUUCUACACUACUCCUCUCAAGGCAUUGUCAAAUCAGAAAUUCCGUGACUUCAGAGAGACAUUUGGUGACGGUAAUGUUGGGCUUCUUACUGGAGAUUCUGCAGUUAACAAAGAUGCUCAGGUUUUAAUUAUGACAACUGAGAUUUUGCGCAAUAUGCUGUACCGGAGUGUUGGAAUAACUUCGUCUGAAACUGGACUUUCACACGUGGAUGUGAUUGUUUUGGAUGAAGUACAUUACUUGAGUGACAUAUCUCGGGGCACUGUGUGGGAAGAGAUUGUUAUUUAUUGCCCUAAAGAAGUUCAACUUAUCUGUCUUUCAGCAACUGUUGCUAAUGCUGAUGAGCUGGCAGGUUGGAUUGGUCAGAUUCAUGGGAAAACUGAGUUGGUUACUUCCUCUAAGCGCCCAGUGCCCUUGACAUGGCACUUCUCUACAAAGACGGCUCUAUACCCACUUCUUGAUGAGAAAGGCACCAGCAUGAAUAGGAGGCUGUCACUCAGUUAUUUACAGAUUGAUUCAUCAGGAGAGAAUUUGAACCAGGAUGAAGGGUCUAGAAGAAGGAAACCUAGAAGACAUGGUAAUGAUGUAUCUUCCCGUGCAAAGAAUGACGCGACUACUAUUCGUCGUUCACAAGUGCCUCAAGUUAUAGACACAUUGUGGCAUCUUGAAGCUAGGGAUAUGCUUCCUGCCGUAUGGUUUAUAUUUAGCAGAAAAGGAUGUGAUGCAGCUGUCCAGUACCUGGAAGACUGCAGGCUACUGGAUGAAUGUGAGAUGAGUGAAGUAGAACUGGCCAUUAAAAGGUUCCGUGUCCAAUAUCCUGAUGCUGUGAGGGAAUCUUCAGCAAAAUUCCUUCUCCGAGGUGUUGCAGCACAUCAUGCUGGUUGUCUUCCCCUGUGGAAAUCAUUCAUAGAAGAGCUGUUUCAACGGGGGCUUGUAAAGGUUGUUUUCGCCACAGAAACGCUAGCUGCUGGAAUCAACAUGCCUGCUAGGACAGCUGUUAUUUCAUCUCUGAGCAAAAGAACUGAAAGUGGGCGUUCUCUUUUAACUUCAAAUGAAUUGCUCCAAAUGGCAGGACGUGCUGGUCGAAGAGGCAUUGAUGAAAGAGGUCACGUUGUUCUUGUUCAGACACCAUAUGAAGGGGCUGAAGAAUCCUGCAAAAUUCUCUUUUCUGGACUUGAACCUCUUGUAUCUCAGUUCACUGCUUCAUAUGGAAUGGUUCUUAAUCUUCUUGGGGGUGCUAAAGUUACACAAUCCCCCGAAUCAAAUUAUUCGAAUGUCUCUCAAUCAGGACGGACAUUGGAAGAAGCGAGAAAGUUAGUCGAGCAAAGUUUUGGAAAUUAUGUCGGGAGCAAUGUCAUGCUUGCUGCAAAGGAGGAGCUUGCUAAAAUACAAAAUGAGAUAGAGAUACUGACUUCAGAAAUCAGUGAUGAAGCUAUUGAUAAAAAGAGCCAGAAACUGUUGACAGAAUCAGCUUAUAGGGAAAUUUCUGAUCUUCAGGAAGAAUUAAGGUCAGAAAAGCGCCUCCGGACUGAACUGCGGAGAAGGGUGGAACUUGAAAGAAUGUUUUCUUUGAGACCUUUACUGAAGAAGCUAGGAGAGGCGCAUUUACCUUUUAUGUGUUUACAGUAUAGUGAUUCAGGUGGAGUUCAGCAUCAAAUCCCUGCUGUUUACUUGGGAAUGGUUGACUCAUUGAAAACUUCAAAAGUUAAGAAUCUUGUUCACGACUCUGAUUAUUUUGCACUAAGUGUAGACAUGGAUAUUUAUUUCAGAGAUGCUGAGAGUGAACAUGGUGCUGAAACAUCUUACCAUGUCGCUCUUGGUUCAGAUAAUUCAUGGUACCUUUUCACACCGAAGUGGAUCAAGACAGUUUAUAAAACAGGUUUUCCCAAUGUUGCUCUAGCUCUUGGUGAUGUUUUGCCUCGUGAAAUAAUGACAUUGCUGCUCGACAAGGAAAGCAUGCAGUGGCAAAAGGUUGCAGAAUCUGAGCUUGGCGGUCUUUGGAGCAUGGAAGGAUCUCUAGAGACGUGGUCUUGGAGUUUAAAUGUGCCAGUCUUGAGUAGUUUUUCCGAAGAUGAUGAGGUUUUAGAAUUUUCUCAAGCAUAUCAUAAUGCUGUACAAUGCUACAAAGACCAAAGAACCAAAGUUGCACGUUUGAAGAAAAAGAUAGCACGCACAGAAGGCUUUAGAGAAUAUAAGAAGAUUAUAGACAUGGCUAAGUUUACUGAGGAGAAGAUACGACGCUUGAAGGCUAGAUCACGUCGUUUGAGUACUCGCAUAGAGCAGAUUGAACCAUCAGGUUGGAAGGAGUUUCUGCAGAUCAGCAAUGUCAUACACGAAAUUAGGGCACUGGAUAUCAAUACGCAUGUAAUUUUUCCUCUUGGUGAAACUGCUGCUGCAAUUCGAGGUGAAAAUGAACUCUGGUUAGCGAUGAUUCUUCGAAAUAAAAUCCUCCUGGAUCUAAAACCUGCACAGCUUGCUGCCGUUUUCGGAAGUCUAGUGUCUGAAGGAAUUAAACUUCGACCUUGGAAGAAUAAUAGCUAUAUUUAUGAACCUUCCACCACUGUUAUGAAUGUAAUCAACUUUUUGGAUGAACAAAGGAGCUCACUUUUACAACUUCAGGAAAAACAUGGAGUGAAGAUACCUUGCUGCUUAGAUAGCCAGUUUUCUGGCAUGGUUGAAGCCUGGGCAUCUGGUCUAACUUGGAGAGAGGUUAUGAUGGACUGUGCCAUGGAUGAAGGAGAUUUAGCUCGUCUUUUACGACGAACAAUCGAUCUUUUAGCACAGGUUCCUAAAUUACCUGAUAUUGAUCCUCAACUGCAGAGCAAUGCAGUGAAAGCAUCCAGUGUCAUGGACCGUCCACCAUUAAGUGAAUUAGUGGGAUGAAAAAUUGCAUUCCAAGAAGAUUUGGCAAAUUCUAUAAUUUGUUCCUCGCUGUUAUUACCUGCUUAAGAUACAUUGCUUUGGAUACUGAAAGCUGCACGUAUAUUCUGGAGGAAACAUAGCUUCUGGCGAUAAUACCACAUAAAUUC
Olea europaea var. sylvestris is the source of this 3708-nucleotide messenger RNA. Its product is annotated as DExH-box ATP-dependent RNA helicase DExH15 chloroplastic. Gene Ontology annotation, cellular component: Ski complex. Gene Ontology annotation, molecular function: nucleic acid binding; RNA helicase activity; ATP binding. The transcript has 17 exons. NCBI's taxonomy places the organism in Eukaryota, Viridiplantae, Streptophyta, Magnoliopsida, Lamiales, Oleaceae. The record is from RefSeq and is a predicted model, not a curated record. Gene Ontology annotation, biological process: nuclear-transcribed mRNA catabolic process, 3'-5' exonucleolytic nonsense-mediated decay. The coding region runs from base 50 to 3562 and encodes 1170 amino acids.